UGUCGUGAUUACAGUUGAGUAGAGACUGAGAGAGUGAGAGAGGGCACCUUGCGUUCAUCACAGUUUUAUCGUUGUCUAAGUUUAGAUCUUGGCUCACGGACGGCUUCUCAAGUAACAAGGCUGCAGGCGCACUCCGGCCACUCCACACUGACACGGAGCUCCACACAUAGCUUUAAAGGGAGGAAAAGCUACAGAAAAAGUGGCAAGUCACAAGAACAUAAGAGGAGAGGCAGGGGAGAAAGCCAGAGACUUUCAUGUAAGAUUUCAAACAGGAGAAACCCAGACGGAGAGACAAAAUCAGACUGAUUCUGUUUGGAAACAACUCUUCACCACGCCACUUCAUCUCUGCCUCUUACCUGCCGGGACUGGACAAUGACAGAGGAAGCAGAAGUGUUUCCCACCUCUAGUUCUGAGCAACAGGCUCCACACUUUCUACAAGAUGUCAUCUUCCACGGCAAGUUUAAGCUGCUGAAGGCUCUAACCCCCGAGGAGAACACCCUCUGCCAGCACGGCCUCUACUUCCAGGACGGUCAGCGGCGGGUCGACUACAUCCUCACCUACCACGUGAAGAAGCCGGCCGGGGGCCGCUCUGGCCGACAGCCAUCGCACCUGCUCACUGAAAACGCUGUCGCCCGCAGCCUACGCCGGGGCCCCCAGAGCUUUGGCGAACAUUUCCGACAUCACCAAGCACAAAGGGCGAGAGACUCGUCGUCCCUGCCGUCAGCACCGGUGGCCGACGUGGAGCUGGGCUGUCCUGGAGAGACCUUCAAUGGUCAGGAGGAUCACAAGGUGUUCAGGAGGAAGGAGUUUGAAGGGAAACUGAGAGACAUGGGGCUGGAGCUGGAGAAAGAUGAGGAUACCAAGAUUGCAGGGGUGGGCUUUGUGAAGAUUCACGCUCCCUGGAACAUUCUUUGUCGAGAGGCCGAGUUAAUGAAGCUAAAGAUGCCCACCAAGAAGGUGUAUGAAGUCAAGCAGUUGAGUGGUGUUGUGGAGAAGAUCAGCUCCCUGGUCAGUAAAGUUGUUGAACCUCUCCACCCUCAUGUUGAGGAGCAUCAACCCAAGAACUUCAAACACCUUUCACACACUUUCUCCAGGGAGAAACAACACCUGUUUGACCUCUCAGAUAAAGAUGACUUCUUUGACAGCAGAACCAGGAGUUCAAUAGUUUUUGAAAUACUCAAAAGAACAAAAUGCAAGGCCAAGUACAGCAUGGGUAUCACCAGUCUCCUGGGGAGUGGUAUCUAUACAGCAGCGUAUCCUCUUCACGAUGGAGACAUUAAUCAGGAGAGCUUCAAUGACAGAAAGCUUUUGAAUGACGAGUGGGCAAACUACAGUGUCUUCUACAAGUACCAGCCCAUCGGACUUGUGCGGAAGUAUUUUGGCGAGAAGAUUGGUCUGUACUUUGCCUGGUUGGGUCUGUACACCCAGAUGUUGAUUCCUGCCUCUGUAGUGGGAGUCAUUGUGUUCCUGUAUGGAUGUGCAACAGUUGAUGACAACAUACCAAGCAUGGAGAUCUGCCACCCAAAGAACAACAUCACCAUGUGUCCUCUGUGUGACAAAGUGUGCAGCUACUGGAAACUUAGCACCGCCUGUGCAACCGCCCGGGCCAGCCACCUGUUCGACAACCCUGCCACCGUUUUUUUCUCUAUAUUCAUGGCCCUGUGGGCUGCCAUGUUCAUGGAGCAUUGGAAGAGGAGGCAGAUGAGACUGAACCAUGAAUGGGACCUGACUGGAUUUGAAGACGAGGAGGAAGCUCUCAAGGACCACCCCAGGGCGGAAUAUGAGUUCCGGGUCAUGCAGAAGUCUUUGAGCAAAGAUAAAAAAUCACAUCACAAGAUUGAAAAGCUCACAUGUCAAGACCGCCUCCCAGCCUACAUGACUAAUGUUGUCAUGAUGCUAUUAAUGAUUGGUGUUACGUUUGCCAUUGUGUUUGGUGUGAUCCUCUACCGGAUCUCCACCAAAGCCGCUCUUCACAUGAGCUCCAAUCCGGUCACCCGGAGCCAUGUCCAGCUGACGGUUAAAACCACCGCCGCCAUCAUCAACCUGGUGGUGAUCCUCAUACUGGAUGAGGUGUAUGGAGCUGUGGCACGCUGGCUCACUGUGUUAGAGGUUCCUAAGACAGACAAGAGCUUUGAGGAACGACUAAUCUUCAAGACCUUUAUUCUCAAGUUUGUGAAUGCGUUCACCCCCAUCAUCUACAUUGCUUUUUUCAGGGGAAGACUGGUAGGCAGACCUGGCAGCUACCUGUACGUGUUUGAAUCCUACAGAAUGGAAGAGUGUACUCAUGGAGGCUGUCUGAUGGAGCUGUGCAUCCAGCUGAGCAUCACCAUGUUGGGAAAGCAGCUCAUUCAGAACAAUCUUUUUGAGAUUGGAGUACCCAAGCUGAAGAAGCUGAUUCGCUACAUUCGCUCAAAGCAAGGGGCUUUUCAAGAAGAAGAGAGACAGAAGAAGCUGCAGAGAUAUGAAGCGGACCACUUCCUGGAACCAUUUGCUGGGUUAACACCUGAAUAUAUGGAAAUGAUCAUCCAGUUUGGUUUUGUGACAUUGUUCGUGGCAUCCUUCCCCCUGGCACCGCUCUUUGCUCUGCUCAACAACAUCAUUGAAAUACGACUUGACGCUAAGAAAUUUGUGACGGAGUUGCGAAGACCAGUGGCAGCAAGAGCCAAAGACAUUGGUAUAUGGUACAACUUACUAAGAGGGGUAGCAAAUGUGGCCGUCAUCAUUAAUGCAUUUGUCAUCUCCUUCACUUCAGACUUCAUCCCCCGAAUGGUCUACCAGUACAUGUACAGCCCUGAUGGCUCCAUGCAUGGAUUUGUCAACAAUACGCUGUCCUACUUUAAUGUCAGCCACUUCCAGGAAGGCAAAGAACCCAUGGAUCCGUUGUACCUCGGCUACACUGUUGAGAUGUGCAGGUAUAAGGACUACAGAGAACCCCCUUGGUCAACCACUCCAUACGAGAUCUCAAAGGAAUUUUGGACAGUGCUAGCGGUCCGACUAGCCUUUGUCAUUGUUUUCCAGAAUGUUGUGAUGCUGAUGAGCGACAUUGUGGACUGGCUGAUUCCGGACAUCCCUAAAGACAUCAUCCUCCAGAUCCACAAGGAGAAGAUUCUCUUGGUAGACCUCUUCUUGAAGGAAGAGCAAGGAAAGAUCUGUGCUCGUGAAAGCAGGGCCGCUACGGGGGUUAAGGAGAACUGCAGCAGGAGCAACAACAACAACAACAGCACAACUGCCCCCCCAGGCUCAGGACUGCACACCCACAGCACUAAAAGCCUCUAAUGUAAUGCUAGCAACAAUGAAUUCUCAGCUGGUGUAGUGGAGUUGUUAGCAUUAGAAAGUAUUGGUUAGCAAGUCUUGCUACCAGUCUACUAGCUCAGGCUACAUUUACGCUACA
Etheostoma spectabile (orangethroat darter) is the source of this 3391-nucleotide messenger RNA. Its product is annotated as anoctamin-1. The transcript has 25 exons. Bases 373 to 3276 code for a protein of 967 amino acids. Gene Ontology annotation, cellular component: plasma membrane. Gene Ontology annotation, biological process: chloride transmembrane transport. Gene Ontology annotation, molecular function: protein dimerization activity; intracellularly calcium-gated chloride channel activity. The record is from RefSeq and is a predicted model, not a curated record. NCBI's taxonomy places the organism in Eukaryota, Metazoa, Chordata, Actinopteri, Perciformes, Percidae.